Molecule: messenger RNA, 756 nt
Organism: Effrenium voratum
Lineage: Eukaryota; Dinophyceae; Suessiales; Symbiodiniaceae
Source: the annotation of a GenBank genome assembly
AUGCAGCUGGCACUGCGAGCAGCGGCUGAAGUCCUUCCUCUCGCAGAAGGCGCGGUUCUGACGGGUCCCUCGGGAUGGUCCCUCGGCGAAAAGGGGGACAGCCGCGGCCGAGAAGUGAAGGCGCUGCUGGCAGUGCUGCGCGGCAUCCACAGCGAGCUGGUGCCCACGGAGCGGGUGCUCUGGGAGCUCAUGGGCAAGCGGGAGAAGAACUUCGACGGCUCGGUGUCCAAGAAGGAGGUGUUGGACGCGCUGGAGGACUUGCUCGGCUUCCACGAGGAAGACGCCCGGGCAUCGCCGGGAGAGUUGGAGGAAUUGGACCGCCUGCGGCGCCAGUGCCAGCAGCGCUCCGUGGACAACCUUUUCGGGUCCGGGCGGCGCCAGGUGGUGGCGUUUGCCGACGUGCUCAGAUGGUGGUGGGACAUGCCGGAGGAGUACCGGGAGGCCGCAGGUCUAGCGGUGCCUGCCUCGGUGCUGCGGCAGAGGAUGCGCCGCCAGCCGGAGGAGAUGUUCCGGACCGCCUUGCGCCGGGUGGCGGCUGAGCCCGCCUUCGCGCGGCAGGCGCUGCGCGGGCACGUGCGCGCCUUUGCCGAGCUGCGGGCUCUGGCCGUGAGGCGAUCCAUCGAGAGCUUCUCCAUCCGCUCCACCGCGGAGUCGCGGACCACGACGAGUGACGCAGGGGACGUGAGCCACGGGCUCAGGCAAUCUCGCCUCAUUCGCCUCAAGGCCGGGCUGCGAAGCCGUGGGAUCCGUUGUUAG